This is a messenger RNA of Cylicostephanus goldi, 219 nucleotides long. The record is from the annotation of a GenBank genome assembly. NCBI's taxonomy places the organism in Eukaryota, Metazoa, Nematoda, Chromadorea, Rhabditida, Strongylidae.
AUGCUCGGCGACGGUGCAUCCUGUCCGCUGGCUGACGUCAUCGCCAUCGGUUCCGCCUCCGCCGACGCCUUCACCAUGACGUCUCCGUCGGCCGGCUUUGUUGGUGCAAUUUUGCGUGGCGCUGCAGCUGCCGAGAUGCUGCCAAUCACUUCGGGUGUGGAUUUCUUGGAUUGUAGCGCUUUUGCCGAGUCCACUGACGCGGAAAUUCGUCGGUUAUGA